Messenger RNA from Venturia canescens, 1818 nucleotides. RefSeq lists its product as uncharacterized. Lineage: Eukaryota; Metazoa; Arthropoda; Insecta; Hymenoptera; Ichneumonidae. Bases 394 to 1539 code for a protein of 381 amino acids. The transcript is spliced from 6 exons. The record is from RefSeq and is a predicted model, not a curated record. Gene Ontology annotation, cellular component: cytoplasmic microtubule.
CAUUUCUUUUUUCUAAUAUUUAAUAGUUUUAAUAUAAUUAUCAAGAUUAUGACUAAAGAUUUUCAUUUUAUCAUCCUCCCUUCUCUCAGUGUUUCUCAAAUUCAGACGAAAAAGUUCUCGUGGUGUUCAGCUCAGUCAGUCAGUCAGCUGCUAUAUAGAAUUGACGUUGUUUGGGUGUCAUGCGCGCAAACAGGGCGGCCAUGCUUCACGUCAGUAAACAAAACGGUCGACGGUCAUUGUUUUGGCAACGAGAGCCACAAAAUUAAUGUAAUGUCACGUAGAUCUUUUUCUUUCGUUAUUUAAAAAAAAAUUAUUCCGAGAAUGCUCCGGUCUCAUUCAACGAAAAGAAAAUAGGAGCAACAAAAAUUGUCGAUAAUCGCAUAUUCAACGUCGAUGGCGACUCUCAAAGGCAUUUUUCCUAAUCCUAAACCAACACGAAGGAAAAAUUUCAUUCACGAAAAUGUUAAAAACUUGAGACGCAUGGAACAAUUUUUUCAUUCUAAAGAAGUUGACGAACUUCAAAAGCUGCAAUUACAAAAAAAACCACUGGAUAAAUAUCAAAAUGUAGCAUCAAGGAUAAACACUAGUAUUCGAAGUAGAAAACAUUCCCUGGGGAAGCCGAUGCUUCGACAUUCGGAUAAAAAUCUUGCGGAAGAAGACUGUUAUGUGGAAAGAAAAAUUAGUGCUCCUAUUGAGAGUAAAAACUCUGACCAAAAGAAAAUUCAUAGGACAUCUGCAAAGUUGAAUUCACCGGAUAAAUCAAAGAAGAACCAAAGUUUCAAGGAUGAUAAAGAAAGCAAUGUCAAAAGAUCGUCUCCUCAUCCAAACUUGUGUCAAGAAGAGUCCUAUUAUUUGGAAAAUCAGGAAAAAGAUUAUAUCAAAUACAGGAAUCAGGGAAUUCAAACAGUGAGCACAGAAGAUAUUAAAACAUUAUACAAGGAAGGAGCGAUAAGAUAUCCAUCGAGCAGGAGUUCAAAGAAUGUUGUUCCGAUGUCAACCCGAAAUACUGAAAGGUCAGAGCCAAGGGAGUGUUCUUUGUCGCCAUCAGAUAGAGGGGACAUAUCACCCACGAGUCCCCACAAGCAAAACUGUGAUCCAUUGGACUUGUCAUCAGUAAAUGAUGAUCAAAGCGAUCAAGUGAAAUCCAACAGACAAAAAAAUUCAGUGGCUAGUAAAUUAGCUGCGCAGCUCAACAACGGUGUUUUACCAUCGAAUUAUCGUCGGGGAGUCGUUCCAAAAUAUAUUCGCGAAAGGAAGGAAGCACAGCAACUAAAAGAAGAGAAGAUGAAAGCUGCGGCAAUCCAUCCCGAUUGUCCGGAAGGGCACGUGCCUUUGCCGGACGAAGAACGGCAAGAGACAUUACGAAUGCUGAAGAAACACCAUCAAGAGUACGUCACUGAGUUGAACAUGAUGCCAAUAAAAACGGACACUUUGAGAUCGCAGAGGCGAAAAAUGGAAAUAGAAAAGCAAUUGACAAAAUUAGAAGAAGGCAUCAAAGUUUUUUCACGACCAAAAGUUUACGUGAAAGUAAAUGCGUAGACAAAGUGUGCUUUCCAGAUAAAAAAGUUUAACCAAAAUCUGUUGCAUAAUUACGGGUAAAAAUGCCUCGUGCCUUAUCGAUUAAGAGCUUUACAACGAAUCUCGGUAUGAUUAAUUUGUUUUUGUGUUUGUCCGUCGUUAAAAUAUUCUCCGUGUUAGCGGAAUGUAUUGUAAAUAAUUAUACAUCUAGUCUUUUAACGUAUAAAAACAGGUACAAAGUUCGAUGUCAAGAUUUCAAAGUACAAAGGAUAAAUAAAGGUCUAUUAUUUUCCUCUCAAA